GAAAACGCCACGAAGAAUAAGCAGCCACGUCAAAGAAUCAGCUGCCCAAAGUCUCACCUCUCAACAUUCCACAGCUCAGCUCUUCCAUCGAGCGUCAUCCCUUCUCAGCUCUUCUACCAUCGAUUCCUCUGCCGGGUGGUUGCUCUCCGCGGGCUGACAGCGGGAUACGUCGAAAUGGACACCUCAAACGUGCGUGUCGCCGUCGUUGGCGCCGGACCCGCGGGCCUCGGCGCCAUCAAGGCGAUGCUAGAUGAGGGCUUCAACGUAACUGGAUUUGAGCGACGACCAGACGCUGGCGGCUUAUGGGCCUUUUCGGAGAAUCCCCAGUUCACUUCCGCGACGGAGAGUACCAAGGCACAGUUGAGCAAGUUCAUGUUACCGUUUACCGAUUUCCCGAUGCCGGAUGACUUUCCGCUCCACCCUAGCUCUGCAGAUCUAGCUGCGUAUUAUCAGAGCUACGCGAAGCAUUUUGACCUUUUGAAAAGGAUUGUCUUCAAUGCCUCGGUCAGUUCUUUGACAAGGACCGAAGAUGGAACCAAGUGGGCUCUCUUGGUUGAAGGCGAGGCCUCGCCGAGAGUGUUUGACAAUGUCAUUGUAGCUACGGGCACAGAGGUCACUGCCAGCGUCCCCGAGAUAGAAGGGCUCGAUCUAUUCAAGGGUCGCUUUCUCCACAGCCAAGAGUACAAGAGGCCGGAAGCCUUUGCUGGUCAAAACGUUGUCAUUAUCGGCCAAGGAAACACAGCGGGAGACUGCGCAGUGGAUCUUGUUUCACAUUCGUCCAAGGUGUACUGGUCUCAUCGCCGCGGCGCACUAGUCGUGCCGCGGCUCGUCAACGGUGUCCGCUUCGACUCGUUCGCAUCAUGGAAGAAGACGCGCGUGGGAUUUUGGGCCAGCAAGGUGAUGCCAGCCUUCCACCGAUGGAUGUUUGACAUGUUCUUCUCGUGGAUUGUCCAGGCGGUCUGGGGCGACCUCGACCCUCAGUGGCGGCUCGACAGAAAUGCCUACUAUGCGACUACCAUCUCUGGAAUAGUGAUCAACGACGAUAUCAUUGCGACGCUGCGAGAUGGACGCGUCGAAUCAACAGCGGGCGUUCGAAAAAUUGUCGGACCUCGCUCCGUGGAGUUGGAUGACGGGACAGUCCUCGACGAGGUCGAUACCAUUAUCGCGUGCACGGGUUAUCUCAACACGCUCCAUGUGCUCGACGGCAUCGUAAACUACUCGCAGCCGCACCCCGAUGUCAGACCGAUGGCAGAUAUUUACCAGGGCAUCUUUCCCCUUGGAUACACCGACUCACUGGCAUGUCUCAACUAUGCCGUCGUCAUGGAAAUUGCCACGACAUGCAGAGAGUUAUCGUCGAUGGCCAUUGCGCAGGUCUGGGCCGGCAAGUCGAAGCUCCCACCGGCAGAGGAAAUGGAAGCCCAAGUGCGCGAGCACCAGACCUGGUUCGUUAACCUAUCGCUCGAGACGCCGCUCCAGAUAAUAGAGGGCACCAUCGAGCCGCACGAGUGGCUCAAGUUUGUUAACGAAACGGCUGGCACGGGCGUUUAUGAGAACCUUGGCUGGACGCUUCAGGGGAUCCGAUUCGCCAUCAGGGAGCCCAGACUCUCGUUUAUGAUGCAGUGGGGAGUGAACUCGCCGCACAUCUAUCGGGUGUUCGAGACAGGCAAACGCAAGGCCUGGGAUGGGGCUCGGGGGGCGAUCAAGCACGUUAAUCAUUUGAGUGACAUUGACCUUGCCGAGGCCAAGUCGAAGACUUCUUAAUUCGAGUGUCAACACAGUGUUUGGACUGAGGUUGACUGAGUUUAGUUUGGAGGGUUCAGCUGGCUAUUGGAUAUGGGCUUAGGCGGUUAUGUUUUGUGUUACUUUGCGCAAUAACAAUUGGAUUAAAUCACG
Molecule: messenger RNA, 1893 nt
Organism: Ilyonectria robusta
Lineage: Eukaryota; Fungi; Ascomycota; Sordariomycetes; Hypocreales; Nectriaceae
Product: flavin monooxygenase-like protein
Exons: 6
Coding region: 175-1761 (528 amino acids)
Molecular function (GO): NADP binding; N,N-dimethylaniline monooxygenase activity; flavin adenine dinucleotide binding
Source: RefSeq, a predicted model, not a curated record